Molecule: messenger RNA, 468 nt
Organism: Lichtheimia ornata
Lineage: Eukaryota; Fungi; Mucoromycota; Mucoromycetes; Mucorales; Lichtheimiaceae
Exons: 2
Coding region: 1-468 (155 amino acids)
Source: RefSeq, a predicted model, not a curated record
AUGGGGGAACAUCACCACCGCCACAAGAAACGAAAGCAUGAGGAUCACCACUCGGAAAGGAAGCGCCAUCGUCAUUCUGAAAAGAAGCAUAAGCGCCAUCACUCUCGACACGAGUCCAAAUCGUCCACUUCGUCAGCCAAUGACCUGGAGGAACUUAAACGGCUUGCCAAGCUAUACAACAAAAAAGAGGAAAAGAAACAUGACGACGCUUCUACUACAGUAUCCAAAACGCACAGUGGUGGAAAACAACGUGCACCUAUGAUACCACAAACCAAGGAGGAUUAUGAAAAGCAACGAUCCGUUAUCCGACAUGAAUACGAUCCAGAGACUGGCAGAAUGCGGUUGGUUCGUGGAUCUGGUGAAAUCCUUGAAAGUUUGGUUAGCCGUGAUCAACAUCGACAAAUCAACAAGACUGCGACAAUGACGGAUGGAAUGACAUUUCAAAAACACGUGAAUCGAGGUAUGUAG